This is a messenger RNA of Paramecium octaurelia, 3326 nucleotides long. The record is from the annotation of a GenBank genome assembly. NCBI's taxonomy places the organism in Eukaryota, Ciliophora, Oligohymenophorea, Peniculida, Parameciidae.
AUGAAAUUCGGAGUUCUGUUGUUGAUUUUCUCAACUCUAGGCAUAUUUGCUAAGGAUGUUACGAAAAUUCAUGAUUGGGUAUCAAAGAACAUUCAAUCUCUUGAGAAAUAUAUAUAAGAAACCGAUAUGACAAGCGAUAUUCUGUUGGGCGUUCAAAGAAAUGAUAAAGGCAAAAAGUAAAUCUCCAUCCUUAAAUUAGCUUUUAAAAUUGGAUAUUUUCUACUAAUCAUAAAUAGCAUAUAGAAUUGACAGAUGGACAAAUUAAGAAGACAACUGCUUUCGGUCCAGAAUCUGAGUACUUUACAGAAACUACAUAAAAUUUUGUUUUUUUGGGAACAUAAAUAAAGGAUAAGGAAUGGAUAAAGAUCUAAAUGAAGAAAGGCAAUGAAGAUACUUAAAGAAUUGAUAUGUUUGCUUAAGACAAUUACCAAGGUGUCAGUUUAAUCAAUUCUAAUAAUGAAGGAACUAUGAAUCGUUUAUUAAUUGUAGAAAAAAUGAAUGAAAUUAUUUCCUCUUAUGAAGAACAUGGAAAGUCAACAAUCCAAAUAUCAAAUUUAUCAGAAGGCUAAUCCUUAUUUUAUAUUCUUUACAGUCAAAAUUCAGAAGUCAGUGACAUUGAGAAGUUAUUUAAUUACAUUGUUAAAAACGUCAUCGAUCUUGAAAAGGAACAUGAUAUUAAUGCUGAUGAAGAACCAGUUACCUAAGAUAAUGGAGAAGAAGAAUCUGAUCCAAAUGGCGUAGAAAAAUAAGACAAACCCACAAAAGAAGGAGAUGGUGAAGAAGGCUAAGAAGGCUAAGAAGGUUAAGAAUAGGAAGAAUAAGAACACGAAUAAGAAGAACAUCAGGAAGUACCUGAAGAAGACUGUCCAGGAGGUGAAGAAGAUGAUACUGCUAAGAAUAAAGUUGAUGUUGAUGCAACUACACAAUUGCCAUCUUAAAAUGAUCCAAAGAAUGUCAAAAUAUAAACAAAUGGUGGUGACUCAGAAGAAAAAGUGGAAGUAAUUGAAGAAUCAGAGGAAGAAGAAGAUGAAGAGGUUAAUGCUCCACCAAAAAAGAAUUAAGAGUAAGAUGAAAAUAGUGAACCUGAGCCUCCCUCUGAGGAAUAUUAGAAUUGUGCAGGAGAAGAGUUGGAUACAGUAAAAAAUAAGAGAGAUUUAAACUAAAACUUGGAGACCAAACAAGAGAGAGUAUUUUAGGCUAAAGAAGUGACCAUUAAAGACACAAUACAUGAAGAAGAAGGUGAGGGUGAUGGGUAGACAGGUGGAUAAGGAAAUACUUAAGGAGAAGAAAAGGGUGAUGAAUCUGAAGGAAAGACUGAGGGAGCUGAAGGAAAUGCUGAGGCUACUGAAGGAACCAACGGAGCAACAGAUGAAACUGAAGGUACUCAUGAAGCUGAAGGAACCCAUGAGGCUGAAGGAACACAUGAAGCAGAAGGAACUCAUGAAGCUGAAGGAACACAUGAAGCUGAAGGAACCCAUGAAGCUGAAGGAACCCAUGAAGCUGAAGGAACCCAUGAGGCUGAAGGAACUCAUGAAGCUGAAGGAACACAUGAAGCAGAAGGAACUCAUGAAGCUGAAGGAACUCAUGAGGCUGAAGGAACCCAUGAGGCUGAAGGAACACAUGAAGCUGAAGGAACUCAUGAAGCUGAAGGAACUCAUGAAGCUGAAGGAACUCAUGAAGCUGAAGGAACACAUGAAGCUGAAGGAACUCAUGAAGCUGAAGGAACUCAUGAAGCUGAAGGAACUCAUGAAGCUGAAGGAACACAUGAAGCUGAAGGAACUCAUGAAGCUGAAGGAACUCAUGAAGCUGAAGGAACUCAUGAAGCUGAAGGAACACAUGAAGCUGAAGGAACUCAUGAAGCUGAAGGAACUCAUGAAGCUGAAGGAACUCAUGAAGCUGAAGGAACACAUGAAGCUGAAGGAACUCAUGAAGCUGAAGGAACUCAUGAAGCUGAAGGAACUCAUGAAGCUGAAGGAACACAUGAAGCUGAAGGAACUCAUGAAGCUGAAGGAACUCAUGAAGCUGAAGGAACUCAUGAAGCUGAAGGAACACAUGAAGCUGAAGGAACUCAUGAAGCUGAAGGAACUCAUGAAGCUGAAGGAACUCAUGAAGCUGAAGGAACACAUGAAGCUGAAGGAACUCAUGAAGCUGAAGGAACUCAUGAAGCUGAAGGAACUCAUGAAGCUGAAGGAACACAUGAAGCUGAAGGAACUCAUGAAGCUGAAGGAACUCAUGAAGCUGAAGGAACUCAUGAAGCUGAAGGAACACAUGAAGCUGAAGGAACUCAUGAAGCUGAAGGAACUCAUGAAGCUGAAGGAACUCAUGAAGCUGAAGGAACACAUGAAGCUGAAGGAACUCAUGAAGCUGAAGGAACUCAUGAAGCUGAAGGAACUCAUGAAGCUGAAGGAACUCAUGAGGCUGAAGGAACACAUGAAGCUGAAGGAACACAUGAAGCUGAAGGAACUCAUGAGGCUGAAGGAACUCAUGAAGCUGAAGGAACACAUGAAGCAGAAGGAACUCAUGAGGCUGAAGGAACUCAUGAAGCUGAAGGAACCCAUGAAGCUGAAGGAACACAUGAAGCUGAAGGAACUCAUGAAGCUGAAGGAACACAUGAAGCAGAAGGAACUCAUGAGGCUGAAGGUACUCAUGAAGCUGAAGGAACCCAUGAAGCUGAAGGAACUCAUGAGGCUGAAGGAACACAUGAAGCUGAAGGAACACAUGAAGCAGAAGGAACUCAUGAGGCUGAAGGUACUCAUGAAGCUGAAGGAACCCAUGAAGCUGAAGGAACCCAUGAAGCAGAAGGAACUCAUGAAGCUGAAGGAACACAUGAAGCUGAAGGAACCCAUGAAGCUGAAGGUACUCAUGAAGCUGAAGGUACUCAUGAAGCAAAAGGAACUACCCAUAAAGCAGAAGAAACUGAGGGAACAACAGAUGGAACAGAAGGAAAAGCUGAUGCUUAAUCAAAAGCCCAACCUGAAAAAGAAAAUCACAAUUAGGAGCCAGAAGUAAAAAUAUUAUAUAUUUUACAGGAACCCUGCGUUAUUUUAUACUCAGAAUGUCAUUUCACUGGAGAUGAAUUAAAACUUUGCGGUGCUCACCCUGUUAUUCCAAAUGAUAUGAAAAAUUUUAAAGUGAAAUCAAUAAAAGUUCCCGAAGGUGUUUAGGUUACAUUCUUCAACAAGCCCAACUUUGAUGAUGAAAAAUUACAUGCUAAAAAUGAGAUGGAAUGUCUUGAAACACCUUUAAGAUUGAAUUUACUAGAAUUGAUGAAUAAUCUAAGAAUGUCAAAGCAUAUUAAUAUAAACUCUAUAUCAGUUACAAAUUGA